AUGGCGAGUACGUGGCGUCCACCAUCCAAAGCCAACCUGCUUCGGGCACUGGUGCUCGUCGUCGGUUGCCUUGCCAAAUUCUCCGCAGGCUCAAUAUUCGCCUUUAAUGUGUAUUCAAAUGCUAUAAAAGCCACCUUUAACUACACGCAGACUGAAGUUCUGCUGUUGGCGUCCAUGGUGAACCUGGGUCUUGGCGUGGGCCUUCCAGCAGGAAUGGUAUUCGACAAGUUCGGCCCUAUCCUGACGUCGAUCGUGGGGUUACUCAGCACGUCUGCCGGCUAUUUACUCAUUUGGAGUUCCUUCAAGAAUCCGACAUUCUAUAGCACUAGAAAUCCGUUGAUGGCUUUGUACUUUUUUAUUAUUGGCCAUGGGUCCCUUUACACGUACAUGUCGGCACUGGGGACAAACGUAAGGAACUUCAGGGAUAAGCACCGGGCAAAGAUCAUCGGCUUGCUGGAUGCCUGUUUUGGGGGAAGCCCUGCAAUCUUCGUUUUAGUCUACUCGGAAUUCUACACAAAUGGGCACGCGGAGGAUCAACAAAACCAAAACGUGGCUGGAUUUAUGCUUUUAUUCGCUAUAUGGUUUGCUAUCGCAAACUUCCUCUGUGUUUUGUUUCUCAGGAUUUAUCCUCCGGAUUCAGAGAAUAUUUCUAACAAUGUCUCCAAGAGUGGAACUGUACAGGCAGAGGAAUGCGAAAAGACAGUCAUCGGGGCAUCAGCUAGUGACGCUCAGGCAUACUCAUCUUUUGACGACAAUGCCAGUAUUAAUGCUGAUGUGCCAGACAGUAAAGGUGUAACGAAUAAGUCUUCUAAGCCAAGCGAAAUGAAACAAAUUCUGUUACUGUUUCUUGACUGGAAGUUCCAGUAUUUACUAUGGAUGUUCAUUUUUGCCUCUGUUGUAGGCCUAGCGUUUGUCAAUAACGUGACUGUGGUGACAAAAUCUGUGGGGUUGUCCAAAAUCGAUUCUGUGGUGACAGCACUUAUCCCAGUGACUGGUAUUUUGGCCAGGUUCACACUUGGUCCCCUGUCGGAUCACAUAAAAGAGAGGUUUGCCCGUAUCAACAUCCUGCUCAUCACAAAUGUGGUGUUUGCCGCUUCCCAGUUCAUGUGCAUCUUUUUGGCAGACAGAUCCUGGGCCUUUAUCCUAGCCAACAUCCUCAGCGGAAUAUCCAUAGGUAGUUUAUGGACUUUUGUUCCCGCCGUAAUCAGCGAAUAUUUCGGGCUGCGUGAUUUUGGCAGGAACUGGGGAAUAGUGAUUCUGCUGGCGGCACUAGCGGGUAUAGGGGUCCAGGCGGGUUACGGGAUGAUUUAUCAAAGCUUCAUCACGGAUCCUGAUACCACAAACUGCUAUGGACUUAUCUGCGUGAAGUGGAACUUCGUCAUGAUGUGUGGACUCACUGCGUGUGCCAUUCUUUUAAAUAUAUUCCUCAUUUUAACCACACGCUCUGAAUUUGCCACUGCAGGAAGAGAACACAAAAGUAAGCAAGCCACAUGA
This is a messenger RNA of Liolophura sinensis, 1494 nucleotides long. RefSeq lists its product as uncharacterized. The transcript has 3 exons. Bases 1 to 1494 code for a protein of 497 amino acids. Gene Ontology annotation, molecular function: transmembrane transporter activity. The record is from RefSeq and is a predicted model, not a curated record. NCBI's taxonomy places the organism in Eukaryota, Metazoa, Mollusca, Polyplacophora, Chitonida, Chitonidae. Gene Ontology annotation, cellular component: membrane.